UUCCGCGCCUGCGCAGAUCGGUGGACAAGUCCAGCAUUGAUUAGCUGCGUCGUCGCUCCUCUUCGCAUUUACAUUUAAGCCGUUUUCUGACUUUUUUUAGACAUUUAUCACCCAACAGUUCUACAGAGCGUGGUUAAAGCGACCGUGUUGUGAGAAAAUAUGCCCAAAAAUAAAGGUAAAGGAGGUAAAAACCGGCGACGUGGAAAGAACGAGAAUGAGUCUGAGAAGAGAGAGCUGGUGUUCAAAGAGGACGGGCAGGAGUACGCUCAGGUCAUCAAGAUGUUGGGGAACGGCCGCCUGGAGGCCAUGUGCUUCGACGGAACCAAGAGGCUCUGCCACAUCAGAGGAAAACUCCGGAAAAAGGUCUGGAUCAACACGUCGGACAUCAUUCUGGUCGGGUUGAGGGAUUAUCAGGACAACAAAGCCGACGUCAUCCUGAAGUACAACGCCGACGAGGCUCGCAGUUUGAAGGCUUAUGGGGAGCUCCCAGAACACGCUAAAAUCAACGAGACUGACACCUUCGGGCCCGGAGAUGACGACGAGAUCCAGUUUGACGACAUCGGGGACGACGACGACGACAUCGAUGACAUUUAAAGAGCUGAGGCUGGAGGUGGGAUUUUACUUCAAAUGCUCAGAUUGGGAUGUCGUGGGCCGACUGCACACCAAUCAUAAUUUUUAUUAAAGCUCACCCUCUGGCAGUCCAAUCCAGAUUAUUCUAGUUUGUUUACACCGCUUCGCAUCCCAUCGGUGGAUUUUGUCCUUCUGAGCUCAGUACUGGAUCAUUGUUCUUAUAAAGCUGCGUAAACAAAAUCUUUAAAACUUUUUUUUUUACAUUUUGCUUUACUAUUUUUCCCAUUCACAUAUUUCCAUCAUUUGUAAACACGACUGCAAAACAUCUCACAGCGAAUGCAUCAUUUUAAAAUGUAUUUAUUAAUUUCAUACUCUAGAAUUCAGAACCAGAACAUCUGGAUUCACCAAUGUUUUUUUUUUUUGGUCCUCUGACUGAAGGUAAAACUCUGAAGCGCUUCUUGUUCCGACAGUGAAUCACUUUAAACUCUGGGUAAAGAAGCUGAUCAUCGGGUGUGGUUCUGUGGUUCCAGAACAGUUUCCACCAGUAGAACCUCACACAGAUUAUUUCAGUUUGGGAACGUCUGUCUGUGCGACUUAAUAAAAAUGUACCAUGAAGUUUGAAGGCUGCGGUUUCCAAUAAAGAUCUUAACUCCACUGGA
Nematolebias whitei (Rio pearlfish) is the source of this 1229-nucleotide messenger RNA. RefSeq names its product eukaryotic translation initiation factor 1A X-linked b (gene eif1axb). NCBI's taxonomy places the organism in Eukaryota, Metazoa, Chordata, Actinopteri, Cyprinodontiformes, Rivulidae. The transcript has 7 exons. The record is from RefSeq and is a predicted model, not a curated record. Gene Ontology annotation, molecular function: RNA binding; translation initiation factor activity. Gene Ontology annotation, cellular component: cytoplasm. Gene Ontology annotation, biological process: translational initiation. The coding region runs from base 160 to 594 and encodes 144 amino acids.